Sinocyclocheilus rhinocerous is the source of this 1771-nucleotide messenger RNA. RefSeq names its product cytohesin 3b (gene cyth3b). NCBI's taxonomy places the organism in Eukaryota, Metazoa, Chordata, Actinopteri, Cypriniformes, Cyprinidae. Bases 1 to 1233 code for a protein of 410 amino acids. Gene Ontology annotation, molecular function: guanyl-nucleotide exchange factor activity. The transcript is spliced from 12 exons. Gene Ontology annotation, biological process: regulation of ARF protein signal transduction. The record is from RefSeq and is a predicted model, not a curated record.
AUGCUCUUCAACCAGUGCUCAUAUAAACACACGUUUACAGGUGUCCUACGCUUGUGUUUUGUUACAGUCCCUGAAGAUCUGUCCUUAGAGGAGAGAGACGAGCUGUCCAACAUACGACGCAGGAAAAAGGAACUGCUGGAUGAUAUUGAGCGGCUGAAGUUUGAGAUCGCUGAAGUGAUGACGGAAAUCGAGCAGCUCACGUGUGUGGGCGAGAGCAAAACAACACAGAGAAACAAACAAAUUGCAAUGGGAAGGAAGAAAUUCAACAUGGACCCCAAAAAAGGGAUCCAGUUUCUGCUGGAGAACGACCUCCUGCAACAGACCCCUGAAGACAUCGCUCAGUUCCUCUAUAAAGGCGAAGGCUUGAACAAAACUGUUAUCGGGGAUUACUUGGGGGAACGGGAUGAAUUCAACAUCAAAGUGCUCCAGGCUUUCGUAGAGCUCCAUGAAUUUGCCGACCUCAACCUCGUUCAGGCUCUGAGGCAGUUUCUCUGGAGUUUCAGACUUCCUGGUGAGGCCCAGAAGAUUGACAGAAUGAUGGAAGCGUUUGCGUCCCGGUACUGCCAGUGCAACCCAGGAGUCUUUCAGUCCACAGACACAUGUUAUGUUCUGUCCUUUGCCAUCAUUAUGUUAAACACAAGUCUUCACAAUCCCAAUGUCCGGGACAAACCCGCCGUAGAGCGUUUCAUCUCCAUGAACAGAGGCAUUAAUGACGGAGGAGACCUGCCAGAGGAGUUGCUCCGGAACCUGUACGAGAGCAUCAAGAGCGAGCCCUUCAAAAUCCCUGAAGAUGAUGGCAACGACCUCACACACACAUUCUUCAACCCGGACCGAGAGGGCUGGCUGCUCAAGUUAGGUGGGCGAGUAAAAACUUGGAAGAGGAGAUGGUUUAUUCUGACUGACAACUGCUUGUACUAUUUUGAGUACACAACAGACAAGGAACCACGUGGAAUUAUUCCUCUGGAGAACCUCAGCAUCAGAGAGGUGGAGGAACCCAGGAAACCUAACUGCUUCGAGUUGUACAAUCCCAACCAUAAAGGUCAGGUGAUCAAGGCCUGUAAGACCGAGGCAGAUGGGAGGGUGGUGGAGGGAAACCACGUCGUCUACAGGAUAUCAGCACCCACACCAGAGGAGAAGGAAGAAUGGAUCAAGUCCAUUAAAGCGAGCAUCAGCCGGGACCCCUUCUACGACAUGCUGGCCACCAGGAAGAGACGAAUCGCCAACAAGAAGUGAAGUCUGCAUCCAAACCGCUUCCCCAAAGCCUGCAACACACACUGCCUUCUGGAACAGCCUUUGUGCGAGUGUGUGUUUUGACGGGCCCAGCAGCCGAAGAAUUCAUGUUUAUAGUUCCUUUCUUGUGUCUCUAUGCGUAUAAAAACACAGCUGUCCUGAUCUGUUUGUAUUUGCAUGGAUGUUGGUACAGUAUGUAUAACUGGGCGGCUCAUCGAGAGGCCAGAGGAAGUCGUUUGUGAUCUCUCACUUCAGAUGUCAGAUAGAAAAGCCAUUUAUUUCAAGAGAAUAUACCUAUUUCGAUGCCCAACGACCUGACGAUGUGAUCGCACAGGGCUCUGAGACAAUAAGCCCUCGUGGCCAUUAUCUCUUAUGGUGCUAGAAGACUUCCUGCGUGCAUGUGACCUCAAGCUCAAAUUGACAUUAAUGAUCCAAUUCUAACACUAGGUGGCGGUCUGGAGUCAGCUGGACUGAUUUCAUGUUGUUAGAGCAAGAAACAGCAAAUAUGUAACACAUACACUGCUGUUCAAAAGUUUGGGAU